UUAUAUCACUGACUUUGUUUGACAGGUCUUGUUCCACUCUGCCCACCGACGAGAAAGGAUCCGCAAUCGCAAGACUCUCUUACUUGAGAGAGCCGGCGUUGCUUUAGCCCAAUUCCCAUUCCAGACUCCAAGACCACACCCUUUAUUUCAAACAAAAUUGAUAACUCCCAAUUUCACAUCAGCUGGCAUCAUUGUUACUUUCCCGUUCUUUAUUCUUCGUAAUCACUGACGUCGCCAUGGCACGCAUCUUCGCUAUUUCCGACCUCCACGUCGAUCACCCAGAAAACCUCCGGUGGCUGGAGGAACUUCCUUUCCAUCUCUACGAGAACGACAUCAUCUUGGUGGCAGGGGACGUCACAGACAAGCUUCCUCUUCUCAAGUCAACUCUCAUCACCCUCACCAAGAAGUUCAAGACGGUCUACUUCGUACCAGGCAACCACGAGCUUUGGGUCAAAGACAGGAAUAUCAUGAACAAUUGCAUAAACUCGGUGGAGAAGUUUGAUCGGAUCCUCGACCUAUGCGAGACCAUCGGGGUCCGGACUGACCCGGGGAAAGAGGUCGUCGCGGACGGGGAAUCGGUGUGGAUAGUCCCGUUAUUUUCAUGGUAUGCAACACCAGAAGACGACAAACAAGACUCCCUUCACAUCCACGCCAGCCAUCUCCGCGAAGACGUCAAGCUCUGCAACCAACUGUGGAUGGACAACCACAACUGCGCCUGGCCCAAGGACCUCGGCAUGCCUCGGGCAAAGUUCUUCUGCAAGCUCAAUCACGCGCGAACGCAAACCAUCUACGACGCACCGGUCAUCACGUUCAGCCACUUCUUGCCGCGUAAGGAACUGGUGAAGUCCUCCAUCGAAGACGAUCGUUGCAUCGUCCACGAACGACGCCAUCUUGGGAAGCCGCUGUUGCUGCCCAAGAGACAGGGGUCGAUGAAAGGUUUCAACUUCACCCGUUAUGCGGGCUGCCAAGGACUUGACGCCCAGGUAAGGACAGUGGGCUCGAUUCUCCACGUCUACGGACAUCAACAUCGUAAUCGGGACCGUGUCAUUGACGGCGUGCGGUACGUGUCGCACUGUCUGGGCUACAAAAAGGAGCGCGAAGAGGGAUUCACUUAUGGCAUAAGAGAAUGGAACGGCCCCAAGCAGGUCUACCCACAAGUCCCCAAAUCCUAGCUGAACAUCCAAUUUACUGCAAUGGUUAUACCUCGGCUUAAUAAAAAACCCCAACAAAAUAUGAACAUUGCGAGAAGCCUUAAUUGUUUAGGGUCGGGGCAAGUUCUGAAAUCGUAUCACUAGGCUUCAUAUAGGCCUAUAUAUAUACAGUAUACUGUAUAUACAGUUUUUUUUUAUUUACUUUUGUGGCGUUGCCCCCAUAAGCCAUCCCUGGAAACAAUUAAGACUGUAGCAGACCUAAAAGUAAGUAACGUGUAUUGUCUUUCAAUUCAUUUUAUGAAAAUGAUUGCUAGACAUGCGGCUGAUUAAAGAAUAUUUUGAAAAGGUGAAGUAUCCAAUUAUGUGCUACUUUCGCACUUUCUCUUUGAAUUGGGUUUUCUCUCCACCUGGUGAUUUCAGCUUGUUCCUCGUUUUACCCUAUUUGUUGUUGUUGUCCAUGUUGUCGUUGUUGCUUUCCUUUGCUAAAAGGCGUUUGUUUUCCCUUUUUUUUUUUUUACUUUUGCUUCCACUUGUAUUAUUUUGUUUGUUAUCAUCUUGUUUUUCCAUUGGUGUUCCUCAUGAUGUACUCAUGAUUUAGUUUCAGCCGGAAAGGAAAGGGAUACCACAAUCGUCAUUAUCACGAUGUUCAUUGUCACCAACGAAUUCAUCAUGACCAUCAUCAUCAACAUCAUCUUCAUCAUCAUCUUUAUCAUCAUCAUUAUUAUCCCAUCGUUAUCAGCAUCAUCAUCAUCAUCCCCAUCAACAUCAUCUUCAUCAUCAUUAUCAUUAUCCCAUCAUUAUCAUCAUCAGCAUCAUCGACAUUCAUCAUUUACGUAUUCAUCACCAUCGAUAUCAUCAACGGUAUAUUUUUCGUCCUGUAUGCCUAUAUAGUUUAUUUUUGUUUUAGCUCUCCGUACCGUUCUUCUGUUGUUGUUUUUUUUUUCAAUAAUGUUUUUUGUGUGAAUUCUGAUUUAAUUGGUUAUGACAAAUUGAUUAUUUAAAGUAAUAUGGCCCGUAUUAUUAAGUCAGGUUUAACUUAAACUAAGGUCUAACUUUGUGCUAAAGUUAUUGGAAGCCAAAAAAUCACGAAUUCUGUUUGAAUUGUAUAUUCUUGAAGUUUACUAUUUCGUUUCCUGUUGCUUUCAUAAUGAAAAAAAUGUACUCCAGAAUACUUCAGUUAUCAUUUCCAGACAAUUAUGAGCAAUUUGAAUGUCAAACGAGUUAAUUUGCUCUCAAUACUUAAACCACAGCUUUAAACCAGGGUUUCAUUUAAACUGGAGUUCAGAAUAUGGGCCAAUGUAUGCAGUAUUCUUGCAAUGACCGAUGGGAAAUUUUCUGCAGUGCCAUAAAGACAAAAAAUUAAUUACUGGCAAUUGCAACCUUCACAUUUAUUACAAAUUAACUCAACUUUCACUAUCUCAAAAGAUUCACAAUUUGAGAUAGUGGAAUACAUUCUGUAAUGAUUGUAUAUACUUCUUGUAAUAUAAAGUAUUAUCUGUGUACAAAGAAUAGAUGUAAAAUUAUUAAUUUAAAUCCUUUUAAGUUGCAUUCAGAUUGUAUAUUGUAAAUAUUCAAAUUGCCGAAAUUGAAAUAAAACAUGUGAAAUAAAUGAAGUC
Lytechinus variegatus (green sea urchin) is the source of this 2767-nucleotide messenger RNA. RefSeq lists its product as uncharacterized. The record is from RefSeq and is a predicted model, not a curated record. Lineage: Eukaryota; Metazoa; Echinodermata; Echinoidea; Temnopleuroida; Toxopneustidae. The transcript has 3 exons. Bases 237 to 1172 code for a protein of 311 amino acids. Gene Ontology annotation, molecular function: hydrolase activity.